Molecule: messenger RNA, 1208 nt
Organism: Thecamonas trahens ATCC 50062
Lineage: Eukaryota; Apusomonadida; Apusomonadidae
Exons: 1
Coding region: 22-1167 (381 amino acids)
Source: RefSeq, a predicted model, not a curated record
CUCCCCUGUCGCUCUUCACACAUGGCUGUGUUCUCGAAAGCGGCCUUUGGCUGCUGCUACGUGGUGGCCGUCCUCGUCGUCUUCUCGCUGCUCUUCUUCCCGCUGGCCUGGUUCUGGCCACAGUGGAAUCUAGAUCAUGAAGGGCAUGACGAUUGUGUGGUUUCUGAACCAAUUAUUGAUGACUACACUCUUCAGUUCAAAGUCACCCUCACCGUCGAUGGCAUCACGUACUACAACGUUACUGCAGGUUGGGAUCUCGAAGACCGGCCCAUGGGCGCAUGGUCGUGCAGGUCCGUCUCGGACAAUCUUGGCGAAAAGUUCCAGAAGCACAUGCAAGUCGGCGAUCGGUUGACGUGUUGGACCAAAAAGGGCGCCAUCAAGGCUGGGACCACACAGGCGUCGGACAUCCGGGUUCUUGUCUGGCCCGAGCUCGUCCGCAACUGUUGGAUCCGCUACGCCAUGGCGUCCUGGGUCGUCUCGUCGGUCAUGAUUCUUGGCGGCCUGCUGCUCCUCACCAUCAAGCUCUGCGAGAUUUCCGACCGCCCGGCAUCCGACGCGUACCAAGACCUAACCCAGUGCUGCGUCGUCUUUGGCCGCUCGCAGAUGCUCAUCUGGAUUGCUAUUGCUUUUGCCAUCUUUCUCGGCUGCUACUUUGGAGUCGUCUUUCCACGCAUUGCCGACAAGGCCACGUGCCGGGUCAAUGACAAGGGCCGCCGUAUCGAGUGUUUCAUGUGCUGGAAUGCCAAGGACGGCCACCGUGGCCCCCAGGCGACCAUCAACUGGUGCUCAAAGACCUCGAUGUGCAAGGCCUCGCUCCUCGGUGACGGCUCGCUCUACCGCGCCUGGGUCGCCGUCGACUACGCCAUCGAAGGCAAGCUCUACUCGGCCAUUGCCGACUGGGACGUCCGCGGCUCGCUCGAGUCGCUCAAAUCAAAGCUCUUCGCCAAGGGCAAGAAGGAGAAGGUUGAGCCGUUCCUCAACGGCAUUACUGUCGGCUCGGAGAUCGACUGCUGGGUCACCCGCUACUCGAACCGCGUCUACCUUCGCGACCCGUCCAAGCAAGGCUCAUAUGUUGCCGCCCUUGUCUGCGGCAUCAUUUUCUUUAUCGUCGCCAUGGGCAUUGCCAUGUGCUUCUGCCUUGGCGACCACAUGUACCCUUGGCUGUGACACUCAACUGCGCGCCUCAAUUGAACACCACACCACGCCCA